This is a messenger RNA of Saccharomycodes ludwigii, 246 nucleotides long. RefSeq names its product translocon subunit SSS1 (gene SSS1). The coding region runs from base 1 to 246 and encodes 81 amino acids. Lineage: Eukaryota; Fungi; Ascomycota; Saccharomycetes; Saccharomycodales; Saccharomycodaceae. The record is from RefSeq and is a predicted model, not a curated record. Gene Ontology annotation, molecular function: transmembrane protein transporter activity. The transcript has a single exon. Gene Ontology annotation, cellular component: Ssh1 translocon complex; membrane. Gene Ontology annotation, biological process: protein targeting; post-translational protein targeting to membrane, translocation.
AUGGCUAAAUCUACAUCAUCCGCAAGUGCAGGUAACAACAAUACCAAUGUUGAAAAGAUUGUUUCUGGGGAAGCCCCAUUAGAAUUUGUUAAAGAAGGUGUAUCAUUUAUUAGUAAAUGUAAGAAGCCAAACCAAAAGGAAUAUAUGAAAAUUAUUAGAGCUGUAGGUAUUGGUUUUGUCGGUAUUGGUAUUAUUGGGUAUGCUAUUAAAUUGAUUCACAUUCCAAUUCGUUAUUUAAUUGUAUAA